GAUGCGGUAACAAACGCGCAAAUUCACGCACGCCAAAAGCCCAACAGCCAAAAACCCAGAAGAAGAAAACAUAAAAAAUGAAGAAUCAGUAAAUACGGAAAAAAGUGGUUGCUUGCACGACCCUUGAAGCUAAAAGCCUACAAAAGGAGGUGGGCUUUUUCUUCUUCUCCUCCCUCUCGUAUUCCUUUUCUGGUUGAAUUUUUUUACUUUGGCUUCGUUGUUAAGCAGAAUACGAAAACAGAAGAAUAAGAAAAAAGCACAGAGGGUUGCCAGUUUUCAGAACUUUGGUUGUUUGAUGGCUGAGGAGAUUGUCAAUUCACUGGUUGCCUCUGAAAUAAGUGAAUCAGAUGACAUUAGUUCACACAAAAGCUCCAUAAGUAAACCAAGUUCACCAGAUAAUGCAGGCAGCAUUCUUCCCAGCAUUAACAGAACAUCUCCUGAUUCAUGCCCUGAUUUCAAUGAUUCAAGAAGAAAUUCUACUGGAAAACGAAGCAAUACAAAAGUUGUUCCACAUUAUCUCAGAGCUUCAACAGGUUCUUGUCAUGAUUUCUGUAAAUAUGGCCACAAACAUGCUUUUGAAGAGAAGGAAAUGCAUCCUUUUCGGAAAGGAAUUAUAAGAACUCCAAUUGAAAAGCAGAAUUCUGCACUUACUGCAUCUUUGGUGGAGAGAAAGAAGGUGACUGUAAUGAGGAGAAUGGUUUCCCCUGGCAUGAAAUUCCAUUCUUCAAGACACGGAUCUUCACCUGGUCCAAUCAACUUGGCAGAUCGUCCUACAAUGAUCAAGCAGCUACCGGCUAAGAAAGUUGAAGUGUCUCCAAAAUGUGACCCAUUACCUCAACACAAGGAGUCAAAAUCUGAGAAGAGGAUGAACAAUUUUUCCAGCAAGCAUCCUCCUUUGCAGCCUCCCCCAACUAAACAAUUCUCUUCUCUUCGGACACUAAAAUCUGCUAAACAGGUGGUAAAAGAUGAAAAGCCUAUGAGUAACUUUUCACUGCAGUCAUCUCCUUCUGUGGGGCCACGGCCAUCUGCUAAGAAUGCAGAAAAAGCUGAAAAGUUGAGGAAUAAUUUGUCAGAGAAAUCUUCACCUUCUGUAGGGGAACAGCAACCAGUAUCAAAAUCAUCUUCAUGUUUUCACCCUCCAGCGAGUGUCAAAGGGAGAGACAAAAGAAAAGAUGAUAUGAAGGCAAGCAGAAACCUGGUGGUAACAAAAGUAUCUGCAAAGAAAGUAUUUGCAGCCCCCACUGCUUUGUUAUCUCCUAAGCCUUCCAUGAAUAUAAAUGUAGCCAUGAAAGCAAAGAAAAAUAGAACUUUAAAAGUAGUCUGUCCUCUGAAGGAUCAAAACAGGGUACAGGGGGAGGAGAUGGAAAAGAACAAUGAUGAGAUUGUCUCUGAGAAGACUUUGCAUGUUAUUGUGGAAGAAAAAAAGAAUCACAUGGCAGAAUUCACUGAAAACAGUGAUGUAGUACCAUCAUUUGCACUCCAGUCAGUUCCAUCACCCAAGUCUCUGUCUCGAUCCCCAUCUCCAUCUUUGUCAUCUCAUGAAAGAAGAGGAGGUGUUGAUGGUGGUUGUAGUGGCGAUGGUGAUGGUACUGGUGAUAGUGAAUCUUUGUCAUCUCAUGAAAGAAGAGGAGAAAAUGAUGAUGGUGAUGGUGAUGGUGACAGUGUUGAAGAAGAAGAAGAAGGAGGAGGAGGAGAAUUUGGAACUUAUGAUGAUGAUGAUGAUGAAGGGGAGGACGUAGAGGAAGGAAAUGGAUAUGCAUGUGAAACAACUGGGAAGUUCUGUAACAAAAAUGAUAUGGCAAAGCAUAAUGGAGGAGAAGCUGGAGAAGGAAAUCUUAGGAAGACUCUGAGGAAAGGUGUUGUGUUUUCAGAAUCUAAAGAUCCUAGACCAGUGAAACUAAAGUUUAAGAGAGGUAAGGUUGUGGAUCUUCAAUCUGAAAAUAAUGGUGGUCCCAGGAGGCUGCGAUUUCGCCGCCCGAGAGUAAUGGAAGAAAAACAUGAUGUGAAGGGUGAACUGCGGAGGAGGAAUUUCAAGAAGAAAGAACCUGAUGGUGAUGGAAAUGGUAGUAAACCCAGAAAUGAAAACGUUGUUUUGAAGCACCAAGAUAUGCAGGGGAGGAAAGAUGCUCAAGGUUUGUUCAAUAAUGUUAUUGAAGAAACAGCUAACAAGCUUGUUGAGAGCAGGAAAAGUAAAGUUAAAGCCUUGGUUGGUGCUUUUGAAACGGUUAUCUCUUUGCAAGAUACUAAACCUUCCCCGCAAACCGUCAGUUGACAGCCAGUAUGAGUUUUUCAUUCUUGAUGCUUUGGCUUUUGUAAAGAAAGAGUUGGACGUGAAGCAUAAGAGCAAAUAAAACUUAAAAUAAAGUAGUUGGAGUCAAUGUCUUUGUUCGAGGUAUCUGCUAAUAAUCCCAAUGAGGUCCAAUACCCAUUUUCUUUUAGGGUAUGCGUGGUUUUAACUGCUUUCAUGCCAUUGUUAUUGAUUGAAAGCCUGUAGUGGUGAAUUAACAACGUAAAGGAUAGGUAGGGGCAACCUUUCUUGGAUGACUGAGUUGUUUUUGUCUUUCUGGUCUUACAAGGAUUGACGGUUUUUUGUACAUUGUUGAUUGUUGUUUCUUCAUCUCCUGGAACCGGAACGUGUUAUGUUCUUUUGGUUGGUUCUGUAAUUGGGUCACCUUCUUGGAUUAAAUGCUUGUCCAGGGGGAUGGAUACUCUUAACUAUCAGUUUUUCUGGACUAUUUAUUAUUUGCUAGCUUGUUACUUGAUUUA
This is a messenger RNA of Coffea eugenioides, 2766 nucleotides long. RefSeq lists its product as uncharacterized. The coding region runs from base 296 to 2272 and encodes 658 amino acids. The record is from RefSeq and is a predicted model, not a curated record. Gene Ontology annotation, molecular function: calmodulin binding. The transcript is spliced from 2 exons. Lineage: Eukaryota; Viridiplantae; Streptophyta; Magnoliopsida; Gentianales; Rubiaceae.